Ipomoea triloba (trilobed morning glory) is the source of this 1770-nucleotide messenger RNA. RefSeq names its product dof zinc finger protein DOF5.7-like. Lineage: Eukaryota; Viridiplantae; Streptophyta; Magnoliopsida; Solanales; Convolvulaceae. The coding region runs from base 366 to 1454 and encodes 362 amino acids. The record is from RefSeq and is a predicted model, not a curated record. Gene Ontology annotation, molecular function: DNA binding; DNA-binding transcription factor activity. Gene Ontology annotation, biological process: regulation of DNA-templated transcription. The transcript has a single exon.
CUCUCUUUCUCUCUCUCUCUCUCUCAUCAUAUGCAGCUUUAUUUAUUCUAUCUAUCUAUCAGAUCUAACCCCCUCAAAAACCAUCUUUAGUUUAUUGCCAAAAAGUUGAGAGAAAGACCUUCUUGAUGGAGUUCACAAGAUCAUCAACCCAUCAACAUCCUAUUAUAUUACAAUCCCAUGCAUGAAAUCAUUCAAUUAUACAUUCAAAACAACCUUUGCCUCUCCUAAAGGAAACUUUACAACCUUCCACCUCUCAUCUCUCUUUCUUUUCUUAUUAUAUAUUCAUUUAUUCCUAUCUUUUUUUGUGUCUGCCCAUUAUUAGGGUUAUUACCUUUUUUUUUCUCAUCAAUUCUGCCCUGCAGAGAAUGGACUCUAAGCCGACAGUUACCAGAGAUGACACCCAACAGAGCUCCGGCAGCGGGGGCCGCAAGCCCGCCGGCGCCGCCGCGGCGCCGCCGGCGGAGCAGGCGUUGAAGUGCCCCAGAUGUGAUUCUCCCAACACAAAGUUUUGCUAUUACAACAAUUAUAGCCUUUCUCAGCCCAGGCAUUUCUGCAAGACGUGUAGGAGGUACUGGACGAGAGGUGGGGCUUUGCGGAGCGUACCCAUCGGCGGCGGCUGCCGGAAAAACAAGAAAAUGAAGUCCUCCUCCUCUUCCUCGUCGGCGUCCAGGCUUUCCGGUGACUCCACGGGCUCCUCCGGGAUCGGCGGCGGGUUUAAAUUCUUUAACAGUCUCUCCCCCGCCAUGGAUUUUCAGCUCGGAGGGUUGAAUUUCUCUACCAUAAACAACGUUAACCCUCCCACCGCCGCCAUUUUCGACCACUACUCCGCCUCUUCCCCGGUUAUCCCAUCAAACCCUUGCUUCAAUCUUGACCCGCCGCCGGGAACCGCCGCAAACUCCGUUCUGGGUUUCAAUUUUUCUUUCCCUUCUAUCCUAAAACGCCAGGGAGGAGAAAACACCUCGGCCGGGUUUCAAGAAAUGGGCUCAAAUAUUCAUCAUCAUCCUCAAGAUAACAACAACAACAACAAUAACAACAACCACCUGGCUUCUUCAAUCGAGUCAUUGAGUUCAAUCAACCAAGAACUCCACUGGAAACUUCAGCAACAAAGGCUAGCCAUGUUCUUCGGUGGAGAAACCCAGAAAGAGAUGAUAAGCACUGCUAAUAACAACUCAUCCAUUCCUGUUAACGAGAGCCAGAUGAUUCAGAAACCCCAGCCUAUCUUGUUCCAGAAUCUGGACAUUUCUAAACCCGAAGCUUUUGAUGGCAAAGACUGUGGAGAAAAUGGGAGCGCGAGCUUAGCUACUGAAUGGCUAUUUGACAACACUUAUGCACAGGUAAAUCCCAGUGCAACAAACAACACCGCACCCGGGAAUGGGAAUGAAAACUCCACAAAUUGGAAUGGGUUUCAGGCUUGGUCCUCAUCCAACAUGAAUCACUAUAAUUCCUUGCCAUAAGCCCCGCCGGCCUCCUCAAUCAGGGAAAAGAAAGAAUCAAUUUUUAUCCCUCCUUUCUUCCAUUUCAAUAGCUGUGUUCUUUGUUUAAUUUAUCAAGAAGGAAAAAAAAAAAAAGUUCAUUAUUAGCUGGCUAGGAACAAUGUAAUUAGGUUAUUUUUCAAUCCUUUUUUCUCGUUGAGUUGCAUCAAUUCAGUAAUUAAGAUAAGCAAAUACUGAAUCUUUUCAAUAGUCAUCAAUUAUUAUGGUUCCCCGUCGUUUGUUUUUGCAUGUAUUAUGUCUUUCAUUGAAUUCAAAAAAUUGCUUGUAAUUAAUUCCA